GGCUCCUCACAACGCACAGCAAAGACUUCUCCAUAGAGACCAGUCAGGCAGGAGAUACUGGAGGCUAAAGCGUCUGGACAGUGGAUGAACUGACUAGACUGGACAAUGGUCAGAGCAAACGCAGGAAAUCAGAAUAGUGAUCCUCAGUAUUUAAGGAGAGUUACAGCAGCCUUGGAGUAGCACUUGGCAGUAAGAGCUGGAGUCGGAGCAGUCUGUUCUCUACGAGUCUACAGUAAGCCCAGUUACACAAAUAAGGGGACAUCACCUGUUGCAGUGUGGGUCUAGGGUAACUUUGAUGUGUGUUAUACGCUGUGGAACACUGAGACAUAGAGAUGACUGGAGCCCUCCUGUCUGGGCUUCUGCUCUGUUGCAUAGUGGUGCUGUGUGAAUGUGAGCCAACACAACCGGGGCCAGACAAAGGAGAGAUGGACUCAGGUGAGGGCAGUCUGGUCCAUCAAACAUCAGACUGGGUGUUCCAGCUGGUCAACGUAUCCCUGGACCUCUCCCAGGCAGAGAGCUUCUGCAGUGGCCAGUUCAGCUCCCUCACCACCCUGGGCCAGCCUGAAGAUGAGGAGGGAACCCUGGCGCUCCAGAGGCGGGCAGGCCUGCAUGGACCCAUGUGGGUCAGGGACCCCAACAGACCAACGAGCAGGCCUCUGGCACUAGCCAAACAGUACAUGCUCUUCCAAGCCCUGAACUUUCCCAGGGAUUCUCAGGAGGGCUACGGUCGUGUCAACAUGAUGUUCCCGGCCCUGCCAGCGGUGAGCGUGUGUGUCCGCGUGCAGUGGGACCCUCAGUGGGACCAGGUGUCCACCAUGUACUCCUACGCCGCACCUGUCUUCACCAAUGAGUUCCAGCUGCGCGGGCAGGUGGACAGAACAGGACGCAUACUGCUGGCGCUCAUUGUCCACGGGCAGCACUUCCCCUACAAGGCCUCCUUCCUCAACGAUGGGGCCUGGCACCACCUCUGUGUUACUUGGCGCAAGGCUGACGGCCACUGGGCCAUCUAUGUGGACGGGAAGAGAGGGGCCAUGGGCUCCAGGACUAACACCCCCAGGGACAUACAUGGAGAGGGCAUACUUAUCCUGGGGCAGGACCAGGACUCAUUUGGAGGGAACUUCACUGAACCCUUCGUAGGGAAUAUCACAGAUCUGAAUGUCUGGGACACAUCCUUGGAGCAGAGGCAGUUCCAUGCCCUGGAUGGCUGCUCACCUUUGACCCAGAAAGCUAUCUUUACCUGGAGUAUUGAUAAUAUGACCCGUCACCCAGUGGUAAAAGAGGUGUCAGCCAAUCUGUUCUGCCCAGGGGUCCACAAGCAGAGGGAGAUGCAGGGCUGCAGGGCUCUAGAGGGCUGGUCUAGCCAACAGCUCCCCUUGUACAGCGCUGCAGACUGCUCCACCACACUCCCCUUCAUCUGCAGGACCAGCAGGGAGCGCUAUGUUAAGAUGAAGGGGUUGAGUGAGUUACAGAGCUCCCAUCCCAGUCCCUUCAUGAACCUCCUCAUGCAGCUCUCCAAUGGAACACAGGGUGUGGAGGGUGUGAUUGGGGAGCAUUCAGGGGGUCAGAUGAGCUGGGGUCAGGUGUCCAGUCUGCUCAACAUGUCCAGGCAGGCCCUGGAAGACACCAAAGAGGGUCUGCAGCCUAGAGACAUGCUGUCCCUGGUCCAACUGCUUGUGCGGGCUGCAGACGUGCCCACAGACAUGGCCACGGAGGGGAACCACAGCCGGGCCACCAACAGCGCUGGGGAGCUCAGCCACACCUUCAUCACUGUGGCUGACAGCAUCAUCAGCCAGGACAACGUCCCCAAGUGGCAGGCCAUCAAACAGGUGGUGAGUGGACCGAUGACUGUGGUCAGGAGUAUUGACCGCAUGGUGACCAGUCUGAGCACUCGGCUGAUGGCAGAAACCGACCAUCUAAUCAUUCACAGCUCCAGCAUCAAGCUGGAGGUCCAGCAGCGGAGUCUGGGAGAGGAAUCCAGUGGGUCUAAGUUCUGUGGGCCAGUGGUGGACAGCAACACCAACAUAGACUGCAUCUCAGUCCCCACACAGAACAUGCAGGAUCUCCAUGACAACGGCUUCCAGAUGGUGACUGUGGUGAACACGUGGUACAGUUCCCUGCGGCCUCUCUUCAACUCAGAGGAGAACAUCACCAUGUUUCCCAUCGUCACCGAUGGCAUCCAGAGGUACCUGGGCACCAUCCUGGGCUCUUCUGUCAUCUCUACUACAGUCCUGGGUGACAGACAGCCUGUCAGCAUGGCUGUACGCUUCCAGCUCCAACACAGAGCUCAGAAUCCUGUAGGGACCGUGUAUGACCCAGUCUGUGCAUUCUGGGACUUUGAUCUGAUGCCAGAGGCAGGGGGGGGGUGGUCUACUAGAGGAUGUGAGGUCAUCUCUAAACAAUACGACUCCACUGUCUGCUUCUGCAACCACACCACCAACUUUGCCCUGCUGAUGCAAGUCUAUGAAGUCCAGAGGAGCCCAGAGAAUGAAAAAGCCCUCCAGGUGAUGACGUUCAUUGGUUGUGGAGUGUCCCUGUGUGGCCUACUUUUCACCUUCAUCCUCUUCAUUGCUGUAGGAGUUCCUAAGUCUGACCGUACCACUGUACAUAAGAACCUGAUCGUGGCUCUGGGAAUAGCUGAGCUGCUGCUAAUGUGCAGUGACUGGGCCUCUGCUAACGAGGGGGCGUGUCUGGUGGUGACAGCCCUGCUGCACUUUUUCUUCAUGGCCUCCUUCUCCUGGAUGCUGGUGGAGGGGCUGCUGCUGUGGAGUAAGGUGGUGUCUGUCAACAUCAGCGAGGACUGGAGGAUGAAGAUGUACUAUUCCAUUGGCUGGGGUCUACCUGUUGUGAUUGUUGGUGUAACCUUGACGAUAUCCUUGGACAAGUACAAAGCAGACAAUCACUGCUGGCUCAAUGUGGAGACUGAUAUGAUUUGGGCUUUUGUGGGACCUGUUCUAUUUAUCUUGGUUGUCAAUGCAGUGGUGCUUGGCCGGGUAGUCAUAGUGACAGUGUCCAGCGCUCGUCGUCGCGCAAAGAUGCUCACUCCCAGUUCGGCAUCUAAACUCCAUACCUUCGACCUGACCUGGGCUGUGACGCGACCAGUCCUUAUUCUACUGCCAGUGCUGGGCCUUACCUGGCUGUGUGGAGUCCUGGUGCACCUAUCCAUGAUGGUGGCCUAUGUCUUCAUCGCUCUCAAUGCUUUCCAGGGCCUGUACAUAUUCCUGGUGUAUGCGGUUUACAAUAGUGAGGUGAGGAAUGCCAUAAAGAGGAUCAAAGAGAAGAGGAAAGCCUUGUCUUUCACGAACUGUUCCCAGCCAAUCAGCUUUCUGCCGUCCCAGAGGGGUCCAGCCCAGACGUGGACCCACAGUCUGCCACCUCCCUCCAGCCCAGAGACCAGCGACAUCUCAGGCCCCGGCAGCACCACCUCCACCUCACUGGUCAUCAAGUGCGAGAGUUUUGGAAAAGAAAGUAGUUUCUCCUUGAAACCUGCAUUAGGAAACCAGGUGGUUCAACUGACUGCUUUCAAGCCCUCAGGCUGCUGAUGGAAUGUUUGGAAUUGGACACAAAGGCACAUUUAUCAUAUAACCUGGUGGGUAGAAAGCGGAAUUGCACAGUGGAUACCACAAACGGAUACACACAAUAGAUGCAUCCUCUCUCAUACAAAUAUUGUAGAUGAUGUAAAUAGACACACAUUCAAAAACUGCACAUAUAGAAUACACACACACACACACACAUACACCCCACAUACAGAAUGAAAGACUCAAAGAUGUGCACACACACACACACACACACACACACAGAGCGUGUGAAGCAGGAAGCGUAUUUUAGGGCGACAGCUCCUCCUCCACCACAGUGUCCAAUUCCCAGGGUCAGGAACCAUCUGCUGUUUAGGAAAUCGCUGUUCCAGAGAGGCAACACAACAUUUGUCGUGUGCAUACAGACUUCAGUUUCAUUCUCUUUUGCAGAGUGGCUUAUCACACCUUCAGUCUUUUUUUUACAGUCAUCUUUUUGUGUAUGUGUCAUUUUGGUUUUUACAGACAUACCUAGACAGUAGACGUUACUGUUUUUACAGACAUAACUAGACAGUAGACGUUACUGUUUUUACAGACAUAACUAGACAGUAGACGUUACUGUUUUUACAGACAUAACUAGACAGUAGACGUUACUGUUUUUACAGACAUACCUAGACAGUAGACGUUACUGUUUUUGCAGACAUAAAUAACUAGACAGUAGAUGUUACUGU
Messenger RNA from Oncorhynchus masou masou (cherry salmon), 4240 nucleotides. It is a transcript of the gene adgrd2, whose product is annotated as adhesion G protein-coupled receptor D2. Gene Ontology annotation, molecular function: G protein-coupled receptor activity. NCBI's taxonomy places the organism in Eukaryota, Metazoa, Chordata, Actinopteri, Salmoniformes, Salmonidae. The coding region runs from base 333 to 3539 and encodes 1068 amino acids. The transcript has 26 exons. Gene Ontology annotation, cellular component: plasma membrane. The record is from RefSeq and is a predicted model, not a curated record. Gene Ontology annotation, biological process: adenylate cyclase-activating G protein-coupled receptor signaling pathway; cell surface receptor signaling pathway.